AUGCACCUGAUAUGGAAGCCUGAGGCCCGUCUGAAAGAGCUAAGCUUUGGUAGUUUUAUCUUGGGGCACAUUGGCUACAUUAAUGAUUUGCUGAUAAUUUCGAAAGCUGUGCAGGUUCUCGAUUCUGCGAAAAAGGAUAUCGAAGAGGCCACCCGCAAGACAAUUGAUGCCAACGCCGAAGAAGUUGCCGAAGGGAUCAAUACGGAGGAAGGUGGGCUGGAGAUGCUGAUGAAAAACGCUGAUAGAGGUGCGAACGAGGCGAGGUCGCUGAAGACACCGCUGGAUUCGCCUCUAGUUGCACCACCACACCUCUCGGCGCGUAAGAGUCUGCCGGAGGCGGUCCUGCAUGCUUUCGUGAGGUGGUGUGAGCUCGCCUGA
Endocarpon pusillum Z07020 is the source of this 378-nucleotide messenger RNA. RefSeq lists its product as uncharacterized. Lineage: Eukaryota; Fungi; Ascomycota; Eurotiomycetes; Verrucariales; Verrucariaceae. The transcript has a single exon. The record is from RefSeq and is a predicted model, not a curated record. The coding region runs from base 1 to 378 and encodes 125 amino acids.